ACGGGGGAGUGGGAGCGCCGUCUCGUGGCGAUUAGCCGGGGCACACUCAGAGCUGGAUUUAUGGCACGCAGCUGUUGAGUGGCUGACAGAAGUGUGAGGGGCUCAAGCGCUGCUGCUUCUCAAGCUGCUCGUACCAGAUCGAGCUCUGCUUACUGUUGCGUAGGAAAGAGGACUGCUGUGCCUGAACACACAACGCCAGCAGAUGGUGCGGGAGCAGUAUGUCACCACCACCCAGGGCAGCAGCUCGCCCAGGCAGGUGCCCGACCACGUCUACAAGAUCGGCAUCUAUGGCUGGAGGAAGCGCUGCCUCUACCUGUUUGUCCUGCUGCUCAUAGUCAUCCUGGUGGUCAACUUCGCCCUCACCAUCUGGAUCCUCAGGGUGAUGUGGUUCAACCCGGAAGGAAUGGGACUCCUACAAGUAAACUCAGAUGGGGUCAAGCUGGAUGAGGGGGAGUCAGAGUUUCUUUUCCCCAUAUACGCUCAGGAGAUCCACUCCAGAGAAGACUCUUCACUUCUAGUGCACUCAUCGGAAAAUGUUUCCCUUAAUGCCCGCAAUGAAAGCGGUGAUGUCAAAGGGAGGUUAUCUGUGGGCCCAAAAGAGGCUCAGGGACACACUCCGAAUCUGCUCAUUAACUCCCACAAUGACAACAUGCUGUUCACUGCAGAUGGUGACCAGGCUGUGAUUGGACCAGACAAACUACGGAUCACAGGUCCUGAAGGAGCGCUGUUCCAGCACUCAGUGGAGGUGCCGUUGCUGAGAUCUGAACUUUUGAAAGACCUGAGGUUGGAGUCACCCACUCGCUCACUCAGUAUGGAUGCGCCAAAAGGAGUUCAUCUCAAAGCGCUGGCUGGCAACAUUGAAGCUGCUUCCAACAUGGAUGUUAUUCUGCAUUCUAGCAUAGGACUGCUGGUGCUGGAUGCUGAGACUGUACGCAUGCCGAGCCUGCCCCUGAGCGAAGGAGGGGUUUCUGGAAAUGCUCAGGGUCUCUACGAGGUCUGCGUCUGUCCCAGCGGUAAGCUCUUCCUGUCCAAGGCGGGGGUCACCUCCACUUGCAGUGAGAAUCAGGAGUGCUAGAAAGACUUUGACAAGGUAAUCGAUUUUCCAUCUCUCAGUGGAUGUGUCUUCUGGGAGGCAACAAGCACAACUGUUUAUAUCUGGCCUGAGUUUUUUUUAUCUUUAUACCACAGUGGGUCUAUGAUGAUCUCAGAGCUAAGAUCCCACUUGCACAUCAAGGCCUGUAAAAAUACAACUGCCUGCUGGCGUACAUGUUGGAGAUGUCAUGAAAUGCAUCCUUUUAGUUGCAUUUAUGACCUUCUAACCAUUCAGCUGAAACAAUUUGGCACACAGUUUUAAAUUUAUCUGUAUAAGAGCUUUGUGGAGAUUUUUUUUAAGUACACAGUGUCAUGGCUGGGCAAUGAGGAGCUGGUAACAGCUUACAUCCUAUGCAAUAUAUGUGGUGCAAUAAAUGAACUGACACAUAUCAAGGGCUUGGAAUUCUCAAAAAAUCUUUUAAAUGCAGACAGAAUGUUAUUAAAAAUAUUUAUUUUGGUUUACGUAUGCCUCCAAGCCCUUGGUGUGUAGUUUUUUUUCUCUUGGUGUUAAGCAUGUUUUUAUUUAAUCUGGGAAGAAAAGUGGAAAAUGCUGAAUAAUAUUUUGUCAUCAUAGUCAAGUCAGAGAUUUAGAGCUGGAUUUUAUCUCUACUUAAAACUCAAAUUCAGAUACAACACUAGGCAGCAGACUUGUUUCUCAUUUUGUUUCAGCUGUUUUAUAGGUUUGAGAUGAAAAUACAAUGUGGUUAUUGUACCAUAAAGUGUUACUAGUGUGGUAUCACAAUUGUGAUAAUGUGUUGCUUUUUUCCCAUUUAUAAGAUUAUGUAUGUUUGGCCUGUGUUAUUUUUAAGCUUUGCAUAAGCAUGCAGUUAUACAUUAGUUAUACAAGACAAGUUUUUCUUGGCAGUACGCUGGCCUGUGUUUGUUUAGUAACCUCAUUUACAGCCAAGGGUUUAUAAAUAACAAAGCAUUACAUUUGACCACUGCAACAUGGAAUCAAAAACAAAACAGUUCUCGUAACAGUAAUGUAGUUUUGCGUGGAAAAAAUAAUGAGAUUGUUUUAGUUUUGCUUUGAGUCAUAUAUGCCUUUUUUUUUUUUUUUUUUACACAAUAUGUAUGACAGGUCAUAACCAACAUUUGCAUUUCUAAAAUUAAAAUUCUCAGUUCUCUGUCAAAAAGGGCAAUAUUUUGUAUAUUUGAAUUUAACAUAAACUUAUCCACAAGACUGUUUUAAAGAUGGUGUUAUGUUAUCAUUGCCAGUAUUAGUUGAAAUAGAUCAUUUGCAGUUCUCACAUAUGUUGUGGCAUAUUUUGAUAAGGUGUGCAAUGUGUAUUUAUUAAUUUUGUAUGUUGAAUAAACUUUGUGCUAUUCUUCUA
Molecule: messenger RNA, 2426 nt
Organism: Plectropomus leopardus (leopard coralgrouper)
Lineage: Eukaryota; Metazoa; Chordata; Actinopteri; Perciformes; Serranidae
Gene: sgcg
Product: sarcoglycan, gamma
Biological process (GO): heart contraction; cardiac muscle tissue development
Cellular component (GO): sarcolemma; sarcoglycan complex
Source: RefSeq, a predicted model, not a curated record